Molecule: messenger RNA, 2552 nt
Organism: Hemibagrus wyckioides
Lineage: Eukaryota; Metazoa; Chordata; Actinopteri; Siluriformes; Bagridae
Gene: ildr2b
Product: immunoglobulin-like domain containing receptor 2
Exons: 10
Coding region: 108-1961 (617 amino acids)
Biological process (GO): pancreas development
Cellular component (GO): membrane
Source: RefSeq, a predicted model, not a curated record
CGCUGAAGUUAAUCUAUCCGCUUCGCGGACACGAGUAUGAACCCAACAACGGUCCAAGGAAAUAAGAAGUCCAGAUAUCUGCACAUUGAUCUGAUUUUAUUUGGACAAUGAGAUUUAUACUGAGUCAUUGGAUUCCUUAUUACGUACUUAUUUCACGGUUGGCUUGCAACUGUGUUCAUGUGACAGUACAGGAAGAUAAGAAGUUUGCCAUGCUGUUUUCCUCUGUGGUGCUGCAAUGCCAGUACAACACCCACUCCAUCAAACCUCCUGUGGUGCAGUGGAUGUAUAAGUCUUACUGUACAGACCGAACCAGAGAGUCGUUCACCUUCUCUGAGACUCUGGGAGUCCAUGGCUCUAAGCUGGGGGACAAAAGCUACUUGGACUGCGCCGAUAAAAGUCGUACGGUCGUGGCCUCAAAGCAAGGAGACUCCUUUAACCUGGCUAAACAAUAUAAAGGCAGAGAUAUCUCCAUUAUUAACAAAGCAGACCUGCGUAUUGGAGAGCUGCAGUGGGGUGACAGUGGUGUGUACUUCUGUCAGGUGGUCAGUGGUGAUGAUCUGGAGGGCAGGAAUGAAGGCCAGGUGGAGCUGCUGGUGCUGGGUAAGACAGGUGUGCUGAAUGACAUCCUGCCUGAGUUUGAGCUGGAGAUAAUGCCAGAGUGGGUGUUUGUGGUAUCUGUAGCUUUGGGUAGCAUUCUGUUUCUGGUGGUGAUUGGGGUAUGCUGGUGUCAGUGCUGUCCCCACUCCUGCUGCUGUUAUAUACGUUGCUGCUGCUGCCCUGAUACGUGCUGUUGUCCGAAGCACUUAUAUGAAGCAGGUAAAAUGGCUAAAAGUGGACAGCCUCCUCAAAUUGCCAUAUAUCCACCAUACUAUGGUGUUCCUAUGGUUCCUCAAGUAGCACCUUCUCUGAUUGAGCCUAAGAUGCUUGCAGCACCACCUUCUGUGGAGAACAAUACAGCUAGAGCGGGUGGUGACUUCUGUCUCCAGGCCAGUCAGGUUCAGGACACAAUGAACGGUGUGUACUACAUAGAGAGAGACCUGGCAAAGUUCUAUAUGGACAAGUGGACAGGUCACACAUCUGGAAGUGUAUCAGAGCUAAGCUCCUUGCAUGAUGGUGAUGUGGACUUCAGGCAAACCUAUAGGCAGGUGCAAAAGAAAGCUCUGCCACCAAUCACUGACCACAGCAAUGAGCCCCAGAUCAACACAGCAUCCACAGCUCACAGACUUCGGCCCACACACUACAAAAGCAAUCGCACUGAGGAACAUGAUAGCCGGUGGAGCUGCCGCUCAGAGCAUCUUCCUAGGAAGGCCUUUGACACCAGGGGCCGCACAGGGUCUCUGGAUGAACUGGAAGAGUUUGCGAGGAGCUAUGGGCACCGAGCUGGACGGAGGGGUGACUUUCAUGAUCUCCGUGGCACUGAGCAAGAUUUUGACAUAGAACUGAGGUGCCAGAAUCAGUACAGGCCACGCAGUUUACGGGAUGAUGAUGAUGAUGAUGAUGCCAACUGGCGGCGCCAUAGCCCUCCUUUGUCUUCAGAAAGGAGGCAUUAUACCAACAGCGAAAGAUAUACUACUCGUAGACAGUCAUACAAUGAUGCCUACCUGACCUCUGUGCUGGAGCGUAAGGCAAGAGAGCAGGGGGAAUGUGGUGGACGGGUUUAUGAGGAAAGCGACACACCUUCAAAGAGCUCCAGAAAGAACAGUGACUGUUACUAUAGCAGAUCACCAAGCAACCGACCGGAGGAGGAUGAUUCCUUGCCACCAUACUGUGAGAUAGAUCGCUGCCGAACUGUGGAACCUGAAGAACAAGAGCGCAGUCGGACCAUGGAGCCAGCCAUAAGGCCAUUCUCCUACACUCGCCCUAAUCAAAGCAUGUCCCACACUCUUCAGGAGCUCAGGGAGGACAGGAACAGACCCAGAAAAUUGACCACCCAUCUAAGCAGAGACUCCCUCAUUGUCUGAAGUCCUUGAGUAUCCACGGUGCUGAUCACACUGGACUUACAUCGUACUAUUGUCAUGCAUCUACAGGGACAUGCACAAAGCAGCAUGAAUGUACACUAUAUACAACAGAGAAAUGAUGGCAUUGCAGCUUGGAAAUAGUAAUGAAGAGACCCAUAUGCAUUGUCAAUAUGUGUGUGUUUGCAAAAAAAUGCAUGAGUGUUUCAUGCAUGAAAGCACAUUCCUGUCAUUGCAUUUUAAAGCCAGUCACUCAUCUUAUUGGGACCUAUCAGUAUUUAGAUAUUACAGCCUGUAUUAAGAGAACAAAUCUGCAUUCUAUCAGCUGUGCAAAACCCUGUACACUGAAAUGACUUCAUAAAAUCUUGUAUCAAUUUCUUUCAAAUGCCUUGAUAUUGAAGUACUGUAUUUGUGUACCUAUUUUUUUUUAUUAUUGUUGUUGUUUUACAUGUUUGCACUAUAGAUACAUUUUGCAUUUCAGUGUUAAUCAGUUCUUUCACAUGGAGAGUAUGGAACAUUUUUUGAAAACACACCUUUGAGUAUUUCACAUGUUUUUCAAAUUAAAAACACCUUUAAUGUAAAUGCCGCCUCCUUUAA